AUGGCAACUUCACUUCUAGGGGAAGAACCGAGGUUGGGAUCGACUCCUUUGGCCAUGCUCGCUGCUACCUGUAAUAAGAUCGGCAGCCCCAGCCCGUCUCCCUCCUCCCUCUCGGACAGCUCAUCUUCCUUCGGCAAAGGCUUCCACCCCUGGAAACGGUCCUCGUCCUCGUCCUCCGGCAGCUGCAACGUAGUGGGCUCCAGUCUCUCAAGCUUCGGCGUGUCGGGGCCCUCCAGAAACGGCGGCUCGUCCUCGGCCGCGGCGGCGGCCGCGGCGGCGGCGGCGGCGGCGGCAGCUCUGGUGUCCGACUCUUUCAGCUGUGGCGGCUCACCCGGCUCUAGCGCCUUCUCGCUAACCUCCAGCAGCGCCGCCGCGGCCGCCGCCGCCGCGGCCGCCGCCGCCUCGAGCUCUCCCUUCGCAAACGACUACUCGGUGUUCCAGGCCCCUGGCGUGUCGGGGGGCAGCGGCGGCGGGGGUGGCGGCGGCGGCUCCUCGGCGCACUCGCAGGACGGCUCCCACCAGCCCGUGUUCAUCUCCAAGGUGCACACCUCUGUGGACGGGCUGCAGGGCAUCUACCCGCGCGUGGGCAUGGCGCACCCUUACGAGUCGUGGUUCAAGCCCUCGCAUCCCGGCCUGGGCGCCGCCGGCGAAGUGGGGUCGGCCGGCGCCUCCAGCUGGUGGGACGUGGGCGCGGGCUGGAUCGACGUGCAGAACCCGAACGGCGCGGCGGCGCUGCCCGGCUCCCUGCACCCCGCCGCCGGGGGGCUCCAAACCUCGCUGCACUCGCCGCUCGGAGGCUACAACUCGGAUUACUCAGGCCUGAGCCACUCAGCCUUCAGCAGCGGCGCCUCUUCGCACCUGCUCAGCCCCGCGGGGCAACACCUCAUGGACGGCUUCAAGCCGGUGCUGCCCGGCUCCUACCCGGACUCGGCCCCGUCGCCGCUGGCCGGCGCGGGGGGCUCCAUGCUGAGCGCGGGGCCGUCGGCGCCUCUGGGGGGCUCCCCGCGCUCUUCGGCCCGCCGCUACUCCGGCCGCGCCACCUGCGACUGCCCCAACUGCCAGGAGGCCGAGCGGCUGGGCCCGGCCGGGGCGAGCCUGCGGCGCAAGGGCCUGCACAGCUGCCACAUCCCGGGCUGCGGCAAGGUGUACGGCAAGACGUCGCACCUCAAGGCGCACCUGCGCUGGCACACGGGCGAGCGGCCCUUCGUGUGCAACUGGCUCUUCUGCGGCAAGCGCUUCACGCGCUCCGAUGAGCUCCAGCGGCACCUUCGGACCCACACCGGCGAGAAGCGCUUCGCCUGCCCGGUGUGCAACAAGCGCUUCAUGCGCAGCGACCACCUGAGCAAACACGUGAAGACGCACAGCGGCGGCGGCGGCGGCGGCUCGGCGGGCUCGGGGAGCGGCGGCAAGAAGGGCAGCGACACCGACAGCGACCACAGCGCGGCGGGCAGCCCGCCCUGCCACUCCCCGGAGCUGCUGCCGCCCCCCGAGCCCGGGCACCGCAACGGCCUGGAGUGA
Dama dama (fallow deer) is the source of this 1518-nucleotide messenger RNA. RefSeq names its product Sp8 transcription factor (gene SP8). Gene Ontology annotation, biological process: regulation of transcription by RNA polymerase II. The transcript has 2 exons. Bases 1 to 1518 code for a protein of 505 amino acids. Lineage: Eukaryota; Metazoa; Chordata; Mammalia; Artiodactyla; Cervidae. The record is from RefSeq and is a predicted model, not a curated record. Gene Ontology annotation, molecular function: RNA polymerase II cis-regulatory region sequence-specific DNA binding; DNA-binding transcription factor activity, RNA polymerase II-specific.